CCCAGGAUGUCCUAUGAUACUCGGUCUGCCUGUAGGCCCAAGGAACUUGGGAAUGCUGCUAUUUCCUCCACUUCCUGAAACUGCCGACCGUGGAUUUCACAAAUGCUUCGUAUGGACCCCACCAGUCUGACGCCUGUUCUCUACUGUCUGACCAGGACGGUGCAGCUCGGCCAGCCGCAGCGCCGGAAUUUCUCAGGAGCAGAAACAUGGGAUUGAAACUUUUCACAAGCCAUUGAAAUGGAACGCAGAACUUGUUCAGCCCAGGACAGCACCAGGGAUGCUGCUCCACGGGACAGGACCGGCAGCAAGCCCCUGAAGAAGCCAAGAGGCCCUCCUGACCCCAGGCGCCUUGCGAAUCCAUUGAUGGGCCAUAUUGUGUCUGAUCGGACUCCUGUGCAUGAAGCUGCGAUCCAUGGGAGUCUGCUGUCUCUGAGGAAACUCAUAAGCCAGGGGUGGCCUGUGAACCUCAUCACAGCAGAUCAUGUGUCCCCACUCCAUGAAGCCUGUCUUGGAGGUCAUACCUCUUGUGCCAACAUUUUAUUGAAGCAUGGAGCUCAGGUGGAUAGCAUCACCAUGGACUGGCACACUCCCUUGUUUAACGCUUGUGUCAGCGGCAGCCAGGACUGUGUGAACUUGCUUCUGCAGCAUGGAGCCAGCCUCUGCCCUGUGAGUGAUCUGGCAUCCCCUAUCCACGAAGCUGCUAAGAGAGGCCACAUGGAAUGCAUCGAGUCUCUUGCAGUUCAUGGGGGCGACCUUGACCAUGACAUCCACCACCUGGGCACACCCCUGUACCUGGCUUGUGAAAAGGAGCAGACAGAUUGUGUCAAGAAGCUGCUGGAGUCAGGAGCAAGCGUGAACCAAGGCCGAGGUCUGGACUCCCCUCUUCACGCAGUGGCCAGAACAUCCUGUGUGCUGCUGGCCCGCAUGCUCAUGGAGUUUGGAGCAGACACUCAGGCCAAGAAUGCCGAAGGCAAACGUCCCUUAGAGCUGCUGUCUCCAAAGAGCCCUCUGUUACAGCUCUUCUUGCAGAGAGAAGGGCCCCCUUCUUUGAUGCAGUUAUGCCGCCUUAGAAUCCGGAAGUACGUUGGGAUCCAGCUACAUCGUAAAAUCACUGGACUCUUCCUCCCGGAGGAGGUGAAACAGUUUCUCCUACACAUUUAAAUAUGUCAAAAGAAUGGAGUCACAAAACAACAGACAAACCUUAUCGAGUGUUCUGGCCAUCGGAAUUUUAAAAUAAAAUCAGGUUACAAAGCUUGGCUAGUUUUCUCAAUAGGAUGUUUGUUUUCAGUGGAAACACACUGGGUACUUUUGUAUUAUUGGUUGGAAGGCAUGAAGACAUUUUUCCCUCUGGCCUGGAAAAGGGUAGCUAAAAGAAUAACUGUUGUUUUGAAUAUGUACUACAUGCCAAACACCGAACUAGGAACACUUUGUGCGUCAUCUAAUUUCGCCUUCACAGCAACCCCACCAGGUGGGUACUAUCCCUGCCCUUCUCCAGGGGACACACUGAGAUCAGGGGGGUC
Messenger RNA from Rhinolophus ferrumequinum (greater horseshoe bat), 1520 nucleotides. RefSeq names its product ankyrin repeat and SOCS box containing 9 (gene ASB9). Gene Ontology annotation, molecular function: protein binding. The transcript is spliced from 8 exons. Lineage: Eukaryota; Metazoa; Chordata; Mammalia; Chiroptera; Rhinolophidae. The record is from RefSeq and is a predicted model, not a curated record. The coding region runs from base 238 to 1161 and encodes 307 amino acids. Gene Ontology annotation, biological process: protein ubiquitination; intracellular signal transduction; positive regulation of protein catabolic process.